Molecule: messenger RNA, 1488 nt
Organism: Octopus sinensis (East Asian common octopus)
Lineage: Eukaryota; Metazoa; Mollusca; Cephalopoda; Octopoda; Octopodidae
Product: cell wall integrity protein scw1
Exons: 7
Coding region: 70-339 (89 amino acids)
Molecular function (GO): RNA binding
Source: RefSeq, a predicted model, not a curated record
UUCUCAUCUCAACAAGAGUUAAAAGUCUUGUAUAUCAAUUUCAGCUUCCCUGGGUUCUGUCGAUUACGGAUGCAUAACAAAGGAGGUUCUCCUGUAGCUUUUGUUGAAUUCCAGGAUGUGAGACAAGCAACUGAAGCCAUGAACAGGCUACAUGGUUUUGUACUAUUGUCAUCAGAUAGGGGAGGAAUACGGAUCGAAUAUGCCAAAAACAAGAUGGGAGAAGUGCUAAUGCCAAGUGUAUGUUGGAUGAAACCAGUCACAUCUACCACCAGUAUCGAGACUCGUAAAGAAGAUGUUCCAGCGACUGGCCAGUCUCCGGUGCAAGCUGCAGCAUACUAAAGAAUACAUCACCAACACCGCCUUUUUAUUGACCACUUCUGCAGCUGUAGCAGUUGCUGUUGUUGUUAUUGUUGUUGUUACUACUGCACUCUUCGAUUACUGAACAUGCAAAAGAAGAUUCUAUAAACAAAUACAAAUGUGGCCAUCAUCAACAAAACAAACCUCUUUAUUUAACCUUUGUGUAGGUGUAUGUAUAUGCAUGCAUGCAUGCGUGUGUGUGUGUGUAGUGAUGGUAUUUGUUGGGGUAUUGGUUGUGAUGGCUGUUGUUGUAGCGUGGAAGACUCCACUACUACUACUACUACAACUACUACUACUACCAAUACAAUCCUUUUACAUGAUCAACAGACAAACUGAUUCAAUUCAAUUCAGUUUGAUCCGGUCAGAUUAGCCAAGUGUCUGGUCAGCUUGUCAGGGAGGAGAGGAGAUGAUGGACAGCAUCAACCACCCACAACCACCCACAGCCACCAACACCACUACCAUUCCCAUCAUGUUAACUGUGACCAAUUAAAAAUAAUUACAAUUUUCUUAUUAAUAAAAUGAUUCACACACGUUUAUAGAAAUUUAUACUUUAUAUACAUACAUACAGGUACACAUGUGUAUAUGCACUUGUAUAUGUGUGUGUGUGUGUGUGUAUCAUAUGCAAUACGUGUAUAUGUUUUUUAUGUAUACACAUGUACCUAUAUAUAUGUAUAUAUAUAUAUAUAUAUAUACAUAUAUACACACAUACAUAUGUGCUGUUUUUGGUGGGUGAAGUGUAAUUGAACAACAAUAAUGUAAACAAUGUGAAUUAGGGAUAGCAUGGUGGUGGUGGUGGUGGUGGUGGUGGUGGUGGUGGUGGUGGUGGUGGUGCAGGGAUAAACAGAAAAGGAGGAGAAAAGAUGAGAAAGAAGGAAGGAUGAAUGGUUUGUUGUUAUGGAAAGAAGAGUUGAAAGAAAAGUGUAAAGGUAGAUCUUAUCUAUGGUUGUGUGUGUGAUUGUUUAAUGGAUUUAUCAUCACUAUCCAUUCUUUCUUAGGAGGUAGUAAUUCUGAAUAAGAAACGAUUCAGAGCAUAUAGACCUGUCCAACCCAUGCUAGCAUGUGAAGCAGACAUACACUGAUUAUGCUAACAAUAUGCAUAUGUGUGUGUAUGUACAUAUAUACAUACACACA